This is a messenger RNA of Brassica napus (rape), 1461 nucleotides long. RefSeq lists its product as uncharacterized. The transcript has 4 exons. Lineage: Eukaryota; Viridiplantae; Streptophyta; Magnoliopsida; Brassicales; Brassicaceae. The record is from RefSeq and is a predicted model, not a curated record. The coding region runs from base 3 to 1181 and encodes 392 amino acids.
GGAUGGACUCCACAUCAGCUGCUGAUAACAUAAGGGAAGAUGCUGUGAGCAAGGUUUUGGGAAAAGACAAACCUGGACGAGUAAGGGGCUUUGGUAGAGGGAUUACAGCUAAUAAGCUAGCAUAUCUGCAAUUUAGAGACGCUAAGAUUGCAGAAAUGAAAAGUGAGAUUGAAGAGUUAAAGGGGAUGGUGCGAGAAUUAGCUGAGAAGAAGAAAAGUAAUGUUGAUGCUGAAACAUCUGAGAGUAGUGGUGGAUUCAAAGAAGGAGUCAGAGUACAAAUACUGGAUUGGAUUGAAUCAGAGGAUGUUGUUGUUGGUGAAGGAGAAUUCUGCUCUGCUGAACCGAAGUACAAAAUUGGUCGUAUACCAAUUGGUCCUAAUGCAGUGGCUAUCGUAGUUAAGUAUGCACUAAGCGCAUCAGCUUCACUCUGGAGGCCUACUACGGAUGUGUUAACUCUUGAUGAAGCUGUGGGAUACAAGAUAUCUUGGCCAAUGGAUAAAGUGAUUUUGGAUAAGGAUCCAAACUGUUCUGAAGAUUUAUCUAUGCAAAGCAAGGAAGGUGAAUAUCGAAGAUGCAAGAUAUAUGAUUGGACCAAUGAUGGGGACGAGGUCAUUGCUGAAGGUCUCGUGUGCUCUUCAAAAUCCAAAGACAUGGUUAACAACAUACCUCUGGGUCCCAAUGCUGUUAGUGUCGAAGUAGUGAAGGUGUUCAAUGAUCAAGCAUAUUUGUGGAGGCCAACCGCUGAUAUGUUCUUGAUUGGUGAUGCACUUAGCGAGAAAAUAGCAUGGCCAGUCCUAAAGGUUGAAGUCAUGCCUACACCUGCUACAGAAGUAACACCAACUAAAUGUGCAGGGAAGAAAAUAGCAUCACCUUCGAAGCCAGCCAAGAAAAAAGCAGUGAGUCCAGGCAGCACUAGUUCGACCAGAAGUCCGAAGCAGAAGUGCACUCUCUUGGAUUGCAACAACUCUGGACGUAAGGUAGCUGAAGGAAGGGUAGCUUCAACGGAUCCGAAUGAGUUGUGCCACUUUGUACCCCUAGGUCCAAAUGCAAGCAAGGUGUGGAUUGAUGUGGCUAAGAUCGGUGAUGCAAAAGUCUGGAGGCCAAAUUCAGAGAUUGAAUACAUAUCUGAUGCAAUGGGUUCGGUUGUGGCAUGGCCAAAUGACAAAAUCAAGUUUGUCUAAAAUUGUCGUCUGAAACAUUUUUCAAGUUGGUUCUCAUCGGCUAUGUAUUUCUAGUGUGUGAUCGAAUGUUUAGGUACUUUUUUACUCGGUUGAAAUCAUGUAUGAUAUUAUGUAACAGUUAGCAGACAAAAAAACAAAAAUUAUGUGUUAUAUUAUGAUAUAAGGUUAUGUGUGAAAAUGUUUAGCUUGUUAACCCCUAUACCCUUAAGUGCAUAAUUUUACAUUAAACCAUAAGCUUUAAAAAUUAAAUCCACAGACGGGAAGACCAAAAAUUAAAAUC